Molecule: messenger RNA, 5736 nt
Organism: Dictyostelium purpureum
Lineage: Eukaryota; Evosea; Eumycetozoa; Dictyosteliales; Dictyosteliaceae
Exons: 5
Coding region: 1-5736 (1911 amino acids)
Biological process (GO): regulation of ARF protein signal transduction
Molecular function (GO): guanyl-nucleotide exchange factor activity
Source: RefSeq, a predicted model, not a curated record
AUGCUAUCUACACAACAGCAACAACAGCAACAACAGCAACAGCAACAGCAACAACAACAACAACAACAACAACAACAACAACAACAACAACAACAACAACAACAAAAUAGUAGUAGCAAUAAUAGUGGAAAUAAUGUUGUAAAUACAGAUAAUCAACCACAACUACAAACACCAGUAUCAACACCAUCUCCAGCACCGGCACAAAUACAAUCACAAUUAAAUAAUUCAAAUGGAAAUAAUUCACCUUCAACACCAGAAUCAUUAACAAUUUUAGUUAAUAAAUAUUUAAAUAAAACUUUAAGUGAUUGCUCAAAAAAGCAACAAUCAAUUAAAGAUGAAAUUAAAGUUAUUUUAGAAUAUUUAAAAGCCAACCCAACUUUAUUAACAAAUAAUGAAUCAUUUCCAGUGCCAUCAUCUAGAAAUAACCCACAAUGGAAUAAAUUUUUAGAGCAUUUAGCGACUAUUUUUAAAUUUACAUUCGAAUCUAAAAGUUCAAAAUUAAUAAUUUCUUCUGUUGAUUUUAUAGAGAAAUUAAUAUCAAGUAAUUAUAUUUUAAGUAGUAUGUUGGAUGAAAAUGGUAAAAUGAUUAUUGAUAAAUUUGUUGAAGCAACCUUAUUUUCAUGUGCAGAAAUUUCAGAUGAAAUGACACUAGUUCAAAUUACAAAAUUUGUUCACACAGCAGCUUCUAAAUUUCAUAGACAAACAUUAUUAUAUUCAUUUAAAACUUUAUUUUACAUUCAUGUAAAUUCUAAAACUCAAUCAAAUUUAGCAAUUGCAUCAAAAACUUCAAUUACCCAAAUUAUAAAUAGAUUAUUUAAAAGUUUUAAAUUAAAACCAAUUAUUAAUAAUUCAAAAACAAAUAAUAUAAAUAUUGAAAAUAAUAAUAAUAAUAAUAAUAAUAAAAUUAAUAAUCAAAUUUCACCACCAAAUGUAUCAAUAUCUUUAACUGAUUUACAAUCACCGACACAUCAAAAACAAAAUAAUGAACAAGUUGUAUCUAAUAUUAUUGAUGAUAUUGUUACAAAAAUUGUAAUAAAAGAUGAUGAACCAUCACAAUCAAAUUUACCAAAUAUAGCUUCAACUAUUUCAAGUCCAAUUGUAAAACAACCAAUGAAUGUAAUAUCACCGGUUUCAACUGACAUUUCCACAACUGCUAAUACCACUUCAACUGCUGUUCCAUCAACAAUAACUCCAAUAACUAACAAUAAUUCUACUAUUACACCACCAAUUAAUACACAAGAAUUAGAUUUAAAUUUAAAAGAUUCAAUAUAUUUAUUCAGAUUACUUUGUGAUUUAUCAUUAAAAGAUAUUUCAGAUUACGAUUCACCAGAAGUUAAAGUUAGAAUUUUUUCAUUAGAAUUAAUUUCAUCAAUUUUUGAAGAAUAUGGUAAAUUAAUCAAAAGUUAUCCAAAUAUUAUAAAUUAUGAAAUUCGAGAAGGUUUAUUCCCAUCAGUUUUAAAUUCCGGUUUUUCAAGCAAUAGUACUAUUUUUAGAUUAUCUUUGACAUUGUUUUUAUUUAUGGUUGUACACUAUAGAGAUUAUUUACGUGAACCAAUUGGUCAAUAUUUCUCAUUAAUUAUUUUAAGAGUUUUAGAAAGUUCAAAUAGUUCACUUCAACAACGUUGGAUGGUACUUCAAGUUUUAGCACGUAUUUGUGAAAAUCAUCAAAUUUUAGUUGAUCUUUAUGUAAACUAUGAUUGUAAUUUAUCUUCAAAAGACAUUUUUCAAAAAACAAUUGAAGAUUUAUCAAAAAUUGCUCAAUUAGUUAUUCAAGAAAAUAAAGUUUACGAUUUAAAAGUUAAAUAUUCAGCAUUAGAAUGUUUAACCUCUUUAGUUAGAGCAUUAUCAGAAGGAAUAAAUUUACACAAAGAAAAUUUAACAGAAAAAUUAAAACAAAUUCCAAAAGAAAACAAAUUUAUAAAACAAAAACAAUUCAAAUUAUUAAUUGAAGAGGGUAAAAGAAAAUUCAAAAUGUCUCCAAAAAGAGGUGUUGAAUUUUUUGUUAAAAUUGGUGCAAUGGAAAAAGAAGCUGCAAAUAUAAGUAAAUUUUUUAAAGAGACUGAUAAUCUAGAUAAAGAAUCUAUUGGUGUUUAUAUUUCUGAAAGAGAGGACUUUAACAUCUCAGUAUUACAUCACUAUACCGAUCUUUUUAACUUUAGUGGUUUUACUCUAGAUGGUGCCCUCCGUUAUUUCCUCAGUCAUUUUAGAUUACCAGGUGAAGCUCAAAAAAUCGAUCGUAUCAUGGAAUCAUUCUCAAGAAAAUACUUUGAAGAUAACAAAUCUGAAAAAAUGGAAAUUUUAGAUCAAGAUUCAGUUUUUGUUUUAUCUUUUGCUACUAUUAUGUUAGCCACCGAUCUUCAUUCUGUUUCAAUCAAAAAUCACAUGUCUAAACAACAAUGGUUAAAAAUGAACUCUAAAAGUAAUGGUCCACAAAAAUUAGAAUAUGACGAAUCUUUUCUUUUAGGUAUUUAUGAUCGUAUUUCUAUGGAGCCAUUAAAGUUAAAAGAAGAAGAAGUCGAUAUCAAUUCAUCAGAUGACCUUUCAAUUAAAAUUAAAAACAAUUUUCCAAUUGAUGAUCCUUCAAAUAAGAAUCAUGUAAAGACUCCAUUUGAUCAUGGUUUAAUUUUAGAAAAUUUGAAAUUUAUGGUUGGCGUAGGUUGGACUCCAUUGUUAGCUGCUCUUAGUACAGUUUUAGAAAAUACUGAGGAUCCAAAAAUUAUUCAAGUUUGUUUAGAUGGCUUUAAAUAUUCAAUCGAUUUAACAUGUCUAUUGGAGAUGUCAACUGAACGUGAAGCUUUCAUCUCUUCAUUAUCUAAUUUUACCAUUAGUGAAAAGAGUAAAGAAUUAAAACAAAAGAAUAUGGAUAGUCUACAAAAAUUAAUUCAAAUUGCUCGCAUUGAUGGUAACUAUCUAGAAAAAAGUUGGUUACCAAUUUUAAAAGCAAUUUCAUUAUUGGAACGUUUAAGAAUAUCAUAUUUAGGUGUAAAUAAUCCAUCACAAGAUUUACAAAACUCAAUAGGUUCAUCAUCGUUGACAUCAAAUACAACAUCAACCACAAUAUCAAACACAACAUCUGUGAAUCAAUUACAAACCCAAUCACCCCAAUUACAACAAAAUCAAAAUGGUUUAAAUAGUUCUACAAGUGGAUUAAGUAAUAAUUUUGGUCAACAACAACAACAACAACAACCACAACAACAACCACCAAAACGUAGUAUUAGCACAACCGAAUUCUUUUUAGGUGUAAAAACUCAUCAAAGAUCCUCUUCCAAUUUACCAUCGAUUGAAGGCAUCAAUAUUGAACAAAUCUCUAAAGAAUUAGAAACUGCUAAUCAUUUAUUUGUAAAUAGUAACUCUCUUACCAAUGAGGCUAUUAUUUAUUUCACCGAAUGUUUAGCUUCAGUUAGUAUGGACGAAAUUAAAUUAACAACUCCAUCAACGUUUAGUUUACAAAAACUUGUAGAGGUUGCAGUUUAUAACUCUAAUCGAAUCAAAUCAAUAUGGAGCAUUAUAGCUGAACACUUCACCAAAGUUGGUAUUACUUUUCCAGAUAAUGUUUAUAUAGAAUCAAUGGUAAUUGAUUCCCUUAAACAAUUGGCCCAGAAAUUCCUUGAUCUAGAAGAAAUUAAUAAAGAUCAGUCACAAAAAGAUUUCCUUAAACCAUUAGAAACAAUAUUCAGUUCAAAUAAUCAUCCAGAUGUUAGGGAAUUAAUUUUGAAAUGUAUUUUCCAAUUGACAAACGGUAGAAAUUCAUUAAUUAAAUCAGGUUGGCGUCCAAUUUUUACAAUCUUUACAUUAUCAUCCUCUUCAUCAGAUCAAACAAUUGCCACACAAGCAUUCGAUUUUGUCGAUGAAUUAAUUCGUGAUUUCUCAUAUAUCACCGAAAGUUUUUUCAUUGAUUAUGUAAAUUGUCUCUCGAGUUAUGCAAAUGGUCGUCAUAAAGAUCUCAGUUUGAAGGCUAUAGAUAUCCUUAGUUAUUGUGGUGUACAAUUAGCAAAUGGUCGUGUUUGUGCUUUAGUUCGUGAAGAAGGUGCUUCUGCCAAUACUCCACUCUUUACAGAUUCUGAAGAACAUAUAUCGUUGUGGUUCCCACUUUUAACUGGUUUAGCUAGAGUUAUUUCCCAUCCAGAUCCAGAACUUCGUUCUUAUGCCCUCGAUACUCUUUUUAGAGUUUUAGCAUUAUUUGGUAGUACUUUUAGUAGUAAACUUUGGGAACUAAUUUUCCGUGGCGUUUUAUUACCAAUCUUUGAUAAUGUCGGUUAUUCAAAAGGUCAACAUGAAACAAUCUUAGAAGAUACUAAAUGGCUUAAACAAACUGGUAACCAUGCUUUCCAAUCACUCACAGAGAUGUUUAUAAACUUUGUGGAUAUUGUAUGCUUCCUUUUGGAUGAUAUGUUAGACUUAUUGGUCAGUUGUAUCUUACAAGAAAAUGAACUAUUAGCUAAAACUGCAGGUACAUUUUUAAUUCAACUUGUAACUACAAAUGGAUCAAAAUUUUCAAAUGUUCAAUGGUCAAAUAUUGUAUCACAAUUAUAUAAAAUUUUCCAAAUUAAUACACCAUUUGAAAUUUUUAAAUUAAUAGAAUUUAAUGAAGAGAUCAAAUUAAAUGAAAAUAAUUUAAAUGAAAUUUUAUUAAAAAACAAUUUAAUAAAUAAAUUACAACAACAACAGCAACAACAACAACAUCAGUCACAUUCAGCUCCAAUUUCACCAUUAAUUGAUUCUGUUCAACCUUCAAUCCCUCCAAUUUCACCUUUAUUAAAUAAUAAUAAUCAUUCAAAACCAGAUAAUGAUAUCCCACUUAGAGUUUCUUCAUCAUUACCAUCAACUCCAUUAACUUUAACACCACCAAUAAUUAGAAAAGAAAAUAAUGAAGAAUUAAAUAAUAAUAAUGAUGAAUCAAUGAUUCCUUCUCCACCACAAAACUUAACAAUUAAUCAUAAUAGAUCACAUUCAGAUUUACCAACUACACCAUCAAAAAAUCAUAAUAGAAAUUCAUCAAUUAAUUCAAAUGUAAAUUUUCCAACAACAAUUCCACAACAACCAAUUCAGCAACAACAACCAAUUCAGCAACAACCAAUUCAACAACAAAAUACACAAAAACAAUAUCUUUUAAAUAUUAUUCAAUCAAAAUGCUCAGUACAAUUACAAAUGGUUCAAGCUAUUAAUGAUAUUGCAAUUUCUCACUAUGAAUUUUUAAAUACAUCACAAUUAUUUAGUUUGGGCGAUUGUUUACAUUUAACAUUUACUUUUUGUCAAGAUGCACUUAAUGAACAACGUUUAAAUGACUCUCUUAAAAGAGUUGGUCAAACUUUUGAUAUUCUUAAAAAGAAAGCAAUUACAGGAUAUUUAAAUCUUUUAAUGAUUUUAUAUUCAGAACAAGAAAUUGAUGUUUCAAAUAGAACAAUUCAUUCCGAACACAGGUUAAUAAAUUUAUGUAAAGAAUUAAUUCAAAUAUUUAUUUCAAAACCAAAAGAAUCAAUAGUUCAAACAUCAACUAUUAUACAAAUUCUGCAAGGUAUAUUAUCAUUUGAUAAUGAAAAAUUCUUAAGAAAUACAAGUAUAUAUUAUAAUUUAUUGGUACAACUUUUGCUUGAAGAUGAUAAAGAUAUAAGAACAAAUUUAAGAGAUAUUUUAUUAAGAAUUGGUAAAUUAAAUGGAACAAUAACAACUACAUCAACAACAACAACAUCAACAAUAAUAACAUCAACACCAACAAUAACAACAAUAUCAAAAUAA